AUGGACCUCCCCGAGGAUGUGAAGAAGCUACCCGUGCGAGUGCAGCCCACGGACGAGAAGGCAGAUAUUGCGUGCCUAGUAAAAUGCGACCGUUCACUACCGCACUGUACCAACUGUGCUCGUCUGGGACUCAAUUGUCCUGGAUACGACGUUGAAACGCAGACCAAGUCGCGGAGUGAGCUCCAGAAGUCGGCCGAGAGCAUCUUCAAGGCUUCCGGCGUCGAGAAGCGGCGGGUCGGGUCCUGCUCUGAAUGUCGAAGUUCAAAGCACCGCUGCACUCGUACACGCCCAACGUGCCGUCGGUGUGAUGUCAAGGGCUUGGCGUGCGUUUACCCCGACAGGCCAGAACCCAAUCGCUUCCAUGGACAGCCGCAGGUGUUUCCGGGGGGCAGUGAAUUUCAGCAGUUUCAAGUGCUGAACCCAAUCGGUGACUUUGAGGCCGAUAGAGACUUAUAUCAUGCCCAGAACCUCCCAAAUCAACCCUCCCUGCGUCUUAAGCUCGUCACCGCUUUCUUUGACCGUUCUUACCACCUAAGAUGCCUUGAUUUCAUCGACAGGCAGGCUUUUAUGGAAUCUUUCGAACGCGACAGCAUUAUACAAGAUUUUGGCGAACCCGUCCUUUUGGCUGUUUGCGCAUUGGGAGCAAGGCACCUAUAUUUGGAUUAUGUUUUCUCGAUUGGAUCAACAGCGCCUGCUCCAGAUGAGUUUCCCGGACAGCCUUGGGCCGAAAAGGCUCGAAACGAGGUGCUGUCAGAGAUGAACAAUCCAACUGCGAUGGUCUUGCUCUGUGAUUAUUCUCUAAGAACAGACCAGAAUUCUUUGGCAUUCAUCCUCGUCUCGUUUCUCUACCGGGUGAUUCGCCUUCUUGGGCUGGACGAGCCCGACGAACUGUUGCAUUCACACGACCCCGCCUUCACUCUGCAGCGUAACAUUGAAAAUCGUCUGGUUUGGGCUUGUUUCUUCAUUGACUUGUUUAUGGCAACCGCUGGAGAGAAGAACGCCAGUUGGGGCAAUCGCGUCCCUAACAUUCCUCUGCCGACUCAGCAAUCCCACCGAACUAUAGGGUCUCCAAAGCUUUAUCUAUCAGAUAUCAAAACUGUUGGAGUGAUGCAAAUGACUCCAAAUCUUGAUUUGUCGGGCAUAGUUCUCAUGACUGUGCGCCUACGAAUCAAGGGACUGCAUCUGAUCAGGAAGCAGCCUCAAUCCCUUAGCGUAAACAUAUGUGAUCCGUCGUCCGCCUUUAUCAAGAUAAUACAGCAAGUUGAGACGAUCUAUCGUUUGCUACCUCGACACCUUCGACUCGAUGAUGACAACAUUCAUAGCUUGAAAAGAAACCAAUCUCUCGGCGGUGUGUUCUUUCUACAUUUCCUGAUCCAUGCCGCGAUAUUUGAUUUGACCAGGGUGUCUCUGCCUGGUUUUGCAUUCCCGAUCGCGCGUGCGUUUCAAUCCGUGUCUACCGAGUUUUCUUCAUAUUGUCAACAGCGGUGUAGAUAUCAUUCGGCCCGAGCCAUAGAUCUGGUUCGCAAAGGGUUACAGCAUGGCCGAACGCCGUUCGAUGACAUGUUUACAGCCGAUGCAGCCCUAGAGGCAAUCAAGAUUCUCAUCAUAUACAAUGCCACUGUCGACCCAUCACCGGACAUCUCCAGGCAAACCUGGGGUGAUGUCCAAACCACUCUGCAGUUUUUUUACCUCUUUCACUCAAGUAAAGAUGGUCCAAAGUCAUAUAUGGGAACUCUGCUUCCAUUAUGUUACAUAUUCGGCUUUCGCGAUGCAGCCGAGCCAUAUCGAAGGAAAGCUCCUGUUAGCUUUAACGAGGACCUUGCUGAGUUAACUGGCUCCGCGGAGGUUGAACACCUGUCACAGUUUGCACCCUUUCGGCGGGCGAGAACGAAUAUCAAACGUUCACAAUCUGCGGCAGGAUCCAAAACUCCCUCAUCACAAAACGAGCAACUGUCACUCGUCAUGCAACCCCUUCCUAACUUAUUAGACACAAGCAUGUCGCCAGUAGGGAACGAACCCCCUCCCUUCAACCUUCAACCUGGCUAUCCCUCCUUUGCGGCCCAACCAUCGGGAAUCUCGAUCCCCCUCUACGGCAACGAUAAUGCCCAGACGGUGGUUACAUUGGGCUCUAUAACGCAUCCAUCGGAAACACCGGCAAUACCCCAAUCAUCUAUGACCAUGGGGGAUUAUAUAAGAGCUGCAGAUGAAAUGUCGGGGUUCUUGACUUGGCAGACGUCGGAUUUACCACCAUGGUUUACCUACGACAACCCAUUUCCUCCGGGAUACAACUAG
Molecule: messenger RNA, 2292 nt
Organism: Clonostachys rhizophaga
Lineage: Eukaryota; Fungi; Ascomycota; Sordariomycetes; Hypocreales; Bionectriaceae
Source: the annotation of a GenBank genome assembly